UUUGGUACCCUCUCCAGGCCCCAAGAGGGGCAUGGUCUGGUGAGCUCUGGUACAGCUGAACAAACACUCAAGCAAUGUAGUGGGGACAGUGCUAAGCCCUCCACAGGAUCCAUUCUGGGUUACCUGGAGUUGGGGAAUAUGGAAUGGAAGAUCUCAAAUGAUUCCAAAGACAAAUUUGUACAGUCCAAGACCUUCCCUUACUGCAGCUUCCUUCCUUGCAGGUCUCAGAAGAGAAACACGGACCCCCAGACUCCAGUCUACCCCAAAUUCCUGUACUCCAAGGAUGCUGUACCUUCUCAACCUUGCUUCCAUUCUCCAAACAGUGCCCAGAGCUCACCAUGCACCAUGCCUCCACCAUACACUCUUUAUCUACCGCUUGUUUCUCCCAGAUCCUGGGUCCUUCAUCAACACAGCAACCACCAGAAGCCCUCCACCUUAAUACAAACCCCCACCUUUCCCCCAACCUCCAAGUCUUCUCAGUCUGUCCUCUCUUCCCAGGGCCCCAUCCCUCUCCAGUUAUCCACUACUUCCCAAACCCCAAGCCAGGCCCAACCCCGUGAACUUCCUGAGAGUCAAGGCCUCAACCAAGCCUCUGUCCUCCAAAGGACCCCAGGCCCUUCCAAAGUCUGCAGAGUUUCCUGAAACCCAGGCCUAACCACAAACCCAGACCUCCCCAAGAACCCAGGCCUUGCUCAAGACCAAGGCCUCCACAAGCUUCCAGGCUUUACCCAAGAUGCUGGAAUUGACAGGGGCUCAGAACAUACCCAUGACCCUAGCUUACACAAGUACUGUGGAAUUCAUCGAGAUCCUGACCCCAGAAGAGUCCAGCCCCUACUCAAUACUCUGGCUUAUUCAAGAGAUCAGGCCUCCAUAACAACUCAUGCCUUAUCCCAAAUCCUGGCCUCCAUAAGAACCCUUUAGGA
This is a messenger RNA of Aethalodelphis obliquidens (Pacific white-sided dolphin), 923 nucleotides long. RefSeq lists its product as uncharacterized. The annotation marks the transcript as partial. The record is from RefSeq and is a predicted model, not a curated record. Lineage: Eukaryota; Metazoa; Chordata; Mammalia; Artiodactyla; Delphinidae. Gene Ontology annotation, cellular component: cytoplasm. Gene Ontology annotation, biological process: sperm individualization; flagellated sperm motility. The transcript has a single exon.